Molecule: messenger RNA, 849 nt
Organism: Terrapene triunguis (Three-toed box turtle)
Lineage: Eukaryota; Metazoa; Chordata; Testudines; Emydidae
Product: phospholipase A2 inhibitor subunit gamma B-like
Exons: 5
Coding region: 103-849 (248 amino acids)
Cellular component (GO): extracellular region
Molecular function (GO): phospholipase inhibitor activity
Source: RefSeq, a predicted model, not a curated record
GCCCUCUUCUGAUCUCAUUUCAGCCCAUCUGUGAUCAAUCCCCUGGCCAGAGAUUUGGCUGUAUCACAGACCCCAGCACCGAUCCACUGCUUCCCCAUCACCAUGGAGGUUUCUCUUGCCAUCUGCAUCCUCGCUGCUCUCCUGGCUACGGGGACCUGUCUGCAGUGUGAGGUUUGCAAUGGACCAGGAAACAACUGCACGGGCAGCAUGCAGACCUGCGCCGCUGGGGAAGACUCUUGUGGCAUCUUCCUUAUCGAAAUCAUACAGGUGGGAAUGAAGAUCCAGAACAUUCUCCAGGGCUGUGCGGCAUCCACCCAAUGUAAAGCCGGCCCCGUCUCGAUGAAUUUUGGGAACGGAAUGACAACAAGGACGAGCGUCGCCUGCUGCGUGGGAGACACCUGCAGGCCAGCCCCGAUUACAGUGCCCCCGGCUGACACCAAACCCAACGGCCGGCGCUGCCCAGCCUGCUACGCUCUGUCCUCUGAGCAAUGCCGUGAAGAGACCAUAAAUUGUACUGGAUCCGAGACUCACUGUAUUGAUACCGCAGGGUUCAUAACUAUUGGUGCAAUCCCAAUGCAGACCGUCAUAAAGGGCUGUGCUUCUGAGUCCAUCUGCGCUCAGAUAAAAGUGGGUUCGGGAACCUUUGCAGGGAUCAGUGCAGAUCUAACCACGGCCAAAUGCACAGCGGCCUCCGGCGAAAUGGGUGUGCCUCCAGCAACCACAACCUCCCAUGCAACAGGCGCAGCUCCGGCAACCACAACCUCCCGCGCUGCGGGUGUGGCUCCGGGACCAGCCAGGCUCCUCCUCCCAGCCCUCGCUGGGCUCCUCCUGCUGAAGCUUCUCUCCUGA